Cadophora gregata is the source of this 1053-nucleotide messenger RNA. RefSeq lists its product as uncharacterized. The record is from RefSeq and is a predicted model, not a curated record. The coding region runs from base 1 to 1053 and encodes 350 amino acids. The transcript has 2 exons. NCBI's taxonomy places the organism in Eukaryota, Fungi, Ascomycota, Leotiomycetes, Helotiales, Ploettnerulaceae.
AUGGGUGAAUUCCAUGGAGCGGUCUCGUCUCUUUUAGACGCUUUUGCUCGUGGAAUUGGAAUUAUUAAGGCUCAGAGGAAGAGGAGAAAGAAUGGUCAUAUACCUAUUGAUCAGUCGAGUAAGACUGCGGAAACACAAUUGAGCAAGUCUUUGAAGAAGAGUCGGACAGAAGUCAAGAAUGCUUACGGGAAGGACUUGAAUCGAUAUGGACCUGGGUUUGCGGAAGGCGAUGCCGAAGCUCGCUCCUCCCUCCAAGCAAUCAUGUUCCGUCUCAAUGCCGGCUUCGUCUCCGUAAUCGAGCGCUUCACUAAAGGUCGCUCUAGUCCAACAGACUACCAAGUGCUCCUCAACCUCUCCAACUCCUCUCGGUUGGAAGCCAUUACCACUUUCCAACAACUCUCCUACCGUCUCUCUCGUUCCUCCCUCGCUCUCCCGCUCAGUCCCCAUAGGACAGGCCACAAAGCUUCAGCCACUCACCGUCGUAAACAGAAAAGCGUCACUUCAUCGUUAGGGCACUCGAAGCGUCCUCAUACCCGCUCGAAAAGUGCUCCCGAGUUAUCUAUUUCUAGCACGCCUCUUGGGCCAGCGACACCAGAGGGAUGGAUCCGUCCCAAAGCUAGCAGGAAGUCAUCCACAGAUUCAAGAUCCUCUGGAUCCUCAACUCCCAAACAGCGAAGCUCUCCUAAGCCUCUCGCUCUCCCAGCACCGCCCGCAAUUCCCCGUCCUGCUUCAGCAACCCGCAGGUCACCACCGCCACCUCCUUACCAAUCUCAACUUUCUUCCCCCAGCUCCAUCCCAGAAGCAUUUAUACCUGAUCUGUCACCGCCACCUGUGCAGAGACUGCAAGUCCGAGUAUCCAAAGCUGAUAAGCGCAAAUCGUUCAUGUCGUUCGCGUCAGAUAGCACGAAGCUGGGUGAGAUUCCCGAGCAUAGAUGGGGAAGGAAUGCGAUUCCACAGGGUGGACAGUUUCCUAUUACGCCUUAUUAUCCGGUACAAAUGUAUCAGGAGCCCCAGAAGCCGAGGUCGAGGUUUAUGAGACUGUUUAGAAGGUAG